This is a messenger RNA of Gossypium raimondii (Peruvian cotton), 2215 nucleotides long. RefSeq lists its product as uncharacterized. The transcript is spliced from 5 exons. Lineage: Eukaryota; Viridiplantae; Streptophyta; Magnoliopsida; Malvales; Malvaceae. Bases 106 to 2073 code for a protein of 655 amino acids. The record is from RefSeq and is a predicted model, not a curated record.
AAAGAGAAAGCCUUUUGUUUAUAAAUAACCAUGUCCCCUUUCCUUCAUUUUCUCCUUUAGUAAGCUAACACGCCAUUAGAAAACACCGAUUGUUUUAUUGUUUUUAUGGGUGGGAAAAUGGAGUUAGAGCAACCCGUGGUUAUAGAAGCAAGUGAAGCAGCCACUAAAGUGAAGCCUGCAAAUGAUCAUAGCAAGAAUAUGCCGUCGUCACCAUCAGCAUCAACAUGGUCCCAUGUUUCAAGCAGAUUGUGCCAUGGCUCGGAAUCAUUCAGGAACCUAGAGAUGGGGGUACCUAAAGUUAACUCAUAUGAAAAAAAGCUGUCAUGGUUACGAUCCCAAAUCAUUGGUGGCGAUGCCGAGUUUGAAUCUCCUUUUGGAACCAGGAAACUCACUUACGCUGAUAACACUGCAUCGGGUCGUUGUCUUCACUAUAUCGAAAAUUUCAUCAUUAACAAUGUUCUUCCCUUUUACGGCAAUACCCAUACGUGUGACAGCUAUGUGGGGCAAAGGACGACUAAAAUGGUGCAUGAAGCAUCGAACUACAUUAAAAGAUGCAUGGGAGGCGGCGAAGAUGAUGCAAUCCUGUUUUGUGGAUCAGGAACUACAGCGGCCAUUAAGAAGCUACAAGAAGUUAUGGGCAUUACAGUGCCAUCAAUUAUGAGGGACAAAGUAAUAAAGUGCUUAAGCAAUGAGGAGAGAUGGGUGGUUUUCCUUGGGCCAUAUGAACACCACUCCAACUUGCUCUCAUGGCGUCAAAGCCUUGCCGAAGUUGUGGAGAUUGGUUUAAACGAGGAUGGGUUGAUCGAUAUUGAAGCUCUAAAACAACAGCUCGAGUUGUUUAAAUACAGGAAUAGGCCUUUGCUUGGUACCUUUUCAGCUUGCAGUAAUGUCACUGGGAUUCAAUCAAAUACACGAGAGAUUGCUAAACUUAUGCACCAAUAUGGAGGUUUUGUUUGCUUUGAUUUUGCCGCAAGUGGUCCAUACGUGGCAAUGGAUAUGAAGUCGGGGGAGAUUGAUGGAUAUGAUGGUAUGUUCCUAGGCCCACAUAAGUUUAUAGGUGGACCUGGAUCACCCGGCAUCCUUUUAAUGAGCAAAGCUCUGUACCAGCUGGGAAAUUCUCCUCCAUCAACCUGUGGAGGUGGAACUGUUGAAUACGUCAAUGGUUUUGAUGAAAAGGACACGUUAUAUUUAAGUGACAUAGAAGAAAGGGAAAAUGGAGGGACUCCUCAAAUAAUACAGAUGAUAAGAGCAGCCUUGGCAUUUUGGGUGAAAGAAUAUAUUGGUUAUCAAGUGAUUGCAAAGCAAGAGAAGUCAUACAUACAACAAGCUUUAAACAGGCUUCUCCCCAAUCAAAACAUUAAGGUUUUAGGGAAUACAAGCAGCCACACAAAGAGACAAGCCAUUUUGUCUUUCCUCGUUUACUCCACAACCAACUCUGCCCCCAUUAGCAACCAAGAAGAUGAGCUUUUCAUGUGGGGUGAGACUGGGAAUAAGAGGGAUAAGCCUCUCCAUGGACAAUUCGUUGCCACUCUCCUAAAUGACCUUUUUGGCAUCCAAGCCCGAGGUGGGUGUGCUUGUGCUGGACCUUACGGUCACUGCUUGCUUGGUAUCGAUCAGACUCAGUCCCUUGCCAUUAGAGAAGCUAUUAAAAAGGGCUAUGUUGGAGCAAAACCUGGGUAUACAAGAGUUGGGUUUCCUUACUACAUGUCAAAUGAGGAGUUUGAAUACAUUGUAGCUGCAUUGGAGUUUGUCGCCUUGUAUGGGCAACGAUUUCUUCCUCUUUACCAUUUUGACCUAAGAACAGGCAACUGGACGUUCAAGAACAAGGCACUCAUCAAGGACACCUAUGAUGAUGGCAUCCCUGUCCUGGAUUUGGCUACUGCUUUUCAGGCAAUAAACACGGAUCGUGAGAGCGACAAAAUCGAUGCCAGAAAAAAGGACAAUUCUUCUGUCGUUCCAAAGUAUUCAUCGUAUUUGGAAAGUGCUAAAAGAAUUGCUGCUUUACUUCCCAAGUUUCCAUCUCAACGAAGGUUUCAAGAAGACUUUGGCGUUGAACUCUAUUUCAGGGUUUAGUAUGUAAACCCUGAACCAUACUAAUUAAAGAAUUCAUUCCACUUGAUAAUCAUAUAAUAUUAUUUAAUUUUUUAUCUCACGAUGUAAUGGAAUGUUCUCACAACGCAUAUGCAGAAAAUAAAAUUAAGGGUAAACUACAAAA